GAAGAGAGAGGCUGAAGAAGAAAGAAUGAAGAGAGAGGAGGACCGAGUGAGGAAGGAGGAGGAAGAAAAAAAGAGGAGGAUUGAGGCAGAAGAAGAAAGAAUUAAGAGAGAGGAGGAUAGGCUGAGGGAGGAGGAGGAAGAAGAAAGGAGGAGGAUUGAGGAGGAAGAUCAAAUAAUUAAGAGAGAGGAGGAUAGGCUGAGAAAGGAGGAGAGAAGGAUGAGGGAGGAGGAAGAAAGAGUGAGGAAGUCCGCAGAGGAAGAUUGGCUGAGCGAGGAAAUGGGGAUAAAGAGGAUGGAGAAGGACAGAAGAAUUAAGAGGGAAGAGGAGGAUAGGCUGAGAAAGGAGGAAGAGCUGAGGAAGAUUAGGGAAAAUGAAGAAAGGCUAAGGAGGGAAGAGGAGGAUGAUAUGCAGAGAAAGGAAGAAGAGCAGAGGAAGAUGAGGAAUGAGGAGGAAAGGAUAAGGAGAAUAGAGCAGGAGAUGUUGAGAAAGGAAGAAGCAGAAAGAACGAGGCUUGAAGAAGAAAGGGAAGUGGAGAGAAGAAGAGAUGAGGAGCAGAGAGAACUGAUGGAGGCGAAAGAGAGGUUUAGGGUGGAUGAAGAAAAUAUGAAAAAAGAGGAGUUGAGAGGGCAGGAAGAGAAGAUGACAGAGAAGGAGAAAAAGAAGAAUGCACAGAUGGAGGAAAAGCGAAGGCAUGAGGAAGUGAGGGUAAAGUUGGACAAAGUUGAACAACAAAUGAAGCAGAAUAAAGAGGCAGAGGCCAUUGUGUGCAAUAAUCCUUUUGAGGAAGUCUCUCCUACCACUUCAUGUGAUGACAACUCUUCAAAUAACCCGUUUGAGGAGACCCCCACAACCUCUUCUACUGGUCCCAUCAGCUGCCGAACAAAUAAAGUAUCAGCAGUUAAGCCAAGACCCUCUUCAUGGGUGAACCCUUCUCAGCCUAGUAUGUCUUCCAACCCCUUCUUAUCGUUCUUGUCUCCUGAAAUGGAGAUUUCUAUGGACUCCCCUAGAGUCGAUGGGGAAACCAGAGGUGCCCAGGACCCGUCUACUGAUCUAAUGGAGAAGAAAGACCCUGCCCUUCUGCCCCCCAACAACCAGCGCUGGGCUCGUAUGGACAACUGGCCUAGCAAGGGCAACGCUCAUUCUGUCACAGUGAACCUCGCCCAAACAAAGCCACCAAAACAGCCACCACCUCCAAGGCAUCAAUCUUCCACGUCACUGGUGGGAUGCGGGGAUGACCAGGAGAGUGUUAGUGGUCAGGACCAUUCCAGUAUCAGGAUGGACAAGGGUCCCGCUCCAGACAGACCAAGCCAGGCUCCAAGCCAGACACAGAGGGACCAGAGUAUGACUAGAGUGAACCUGGGACAUAAGGACAUAGGUGCCUCCAUGUCCAAGGUCUCUCAACGUGUGGUACAGAUGAUCACACCACUGAGAUUUUCCUCCACUGCUACAACAGAACACACAAGUGGAGGCCAGAGCUCUACCCACCAUGGGAACCAACCAGAACAACACAUGCCAUCUGCCACUGGGGGGUUGAGGGUGGCUAAACACAAUAAAGGUCCAGCACCUUCUAGGCCCCAGUACCCUCCAGGGAAGACAAUGCCAAAAGUUGAUGUAUUAGAUAAGCAAUUGAAUGCUGAGGAACAUGACUCUUUGGUUGAGUUUGAUACAAAUAAUCCCUUUGCAGAAUACUGCAGAAUGGAGAAGUCCUCUGGAUAUGGUGAAGAACAGAGACUAACUGGUGAACAUCAGGAGAGCCUAGACUCUCACAAUCAUCAGACUUGUACCUCCACAGAAGCAAAUCCAGGUUCAAUGCAGAAUAGUGUGGUUGGGGACUCAAUGGAGCUUCCAACGCCAGAUGUUCUGCUAGCUGAGGAUGGCUCCCGUCCCAUCAAAAACACAUUAGCAAAGCGGGUCUGUGUUCCCUUGCCUCCAUUGAAGAAAACAUCCACAUAUAGAGAGGAGGAUACUGGUAAACAGAGUUCUGUAAAACUACAAAGCCCAGGGGCUUCCUCUUUGAGUAAUCUUUCCUCAAGUAUCUCAGAAAAAAUGCAGAAUCGCGGUGUGGGUGUGGCACUAACUUGUGUUAACAUUGCCCAGCCCCCAUGUGUACCCUCACCUGCCCCCCCCUUCUUACCCCAACCCAAACCCCUGAAGGGAUCAGGGGGCAGGAGUAACUGUCCUCCCCAGACAAGCUCUCUCCCCGGCCAGAGGACCCUGCUUCAGGCUGGAGCUAUGUCCUCCGUUGCAGAGCAUUGCAGUGGAGAGGAGGCGGGAGGGAGAGGGGACAGGCCUACCUCAAGCACACGCAGGCCCCAUCCAGUAAAGCCCUUGAGCUUCCUGGAAAACCAGCCAGCCUCCAACAUCCAGGCGGGGCAGACUGGCAUAUCUACAGGAAUCCUCGGUGUCCUUCAAGAGAAGUUAAAGGUCAAAGACACAGGGGUCAAAGGUCAGUACUCCCAGCUGACCCAGGAGGAGCUGAUCUCCCUGGUGGUGAAGCAGCAGGACCAGCUCUCCAAGAGGGACAACAAGAUCAAGGAGCUGGAGCAGUACAUUGACAACCUGCUGGUGCGCAUCAUUGAGGAGCAACCCAGUAUCCUGAUGUCCAUGAACUCACUCAAAUGAGACGUCUAGAAAUAUAUAUUUCUACAUCCUGUUCCUAAUCAUUCAGAGCAAGGCUUCCUAGAUGUUUAUUUCCCUCAAUGCCUAUGUGUUAGGCUGUUUGAAGAAUUCCUGCUUGCCUCCCAAAGAACGUUUCAUUCACCUAUGUAUAACAUGCCAAGCACUGGCUUCGUCUAUUCCUACUGAACAGAUGCACUUUUGAUUGUUCAUUACAUUUUGAAUGUUGUCUAAACUCUAAAUAAUGGUAUCUUAACAACUACAACUCUAUGGUGUGUGUGUGUAUAAGAACAUGAACCAAAUCCACACAGGCCUGUUAGGUGCUGUACAUUUUUGGCAGUUGGUUUGGUUUGUCUUUCUAUUAACGUUUUGAUGUGAUUGUAAGGAGUGUGAUAUGAAGGUUAAAUCCAGAGCAAAACCACUGAAGAAGGAAUUGAAUAGUAACAAAAAAAAAGAACAAAAAAAAGAAAUCUCCAACAGAACAGUGGCACAUUGAGUUUGUGUAUUUGGUAACACUAGGCAGACAGACCGGUAUAAUAGGGGUCAUACCGGUAACAAGUAUUAACAUUAAUUACAACCACAUUAUAAUGAGCUAUACCUGUCGGUAAAGGGUUACUUCGUAUUAUUGGUUGUCUGUGAACUAACAAAAUAAUGUGGAUAUUAUUCCCUCUUACUGUAUAACUCAUGUGUACAUAUUGAGAUGUCCUUUUCUUAUAUUGUAAACUUUGUUAAAGCACUUUGAAGAAUAAAUAAUUGAAAAAAUUAUAGUCUAAAGAAAC
Molecule: messenger RNA, 3396 nt
Organism: Salmo salar (Atlantic salmon)
Lineage: Eukaryota; Metazoa; Chordata; Actinopteri; Salmoniformes; Salmonidae
Biological process (GO): regulated exocytosis
Cellular component (GO): intracellular membrane-bounded organelle
Molecular function (GO): small GTPase binding
Source: RefSeq, a predicted model, not a curated record